GAUUUGAACAAUCAAACAUUCAUAUUUUAAAGUCGAGAGCCAUGUAUUUUCUAGAAACCAAUUACACUCAUCGAGGAAUCGUUGCGAAAAAUUCCAAAAAACCGUCAAAAACGGAAGAAAAUAAAAUGUCAAUGAAAUUUGAGGCUGGAGAUCAUUUGUGUGCGUCGAGUUCUAGUGGGAAUGUUGUAAAAGAAACUGUUAUUUCGUCAACGAACGAUUGUGCUGUGUCUGGUGUAUCUCCAAUUGUUAAUGAAUUCGUUGACGAUCUGUUUAAUCACGUGUCGUUUUACUUAAACAUCGACGAUGUCAAUUUUGAUAAUACCGAACUAGAGCCAGCGAUGAGAGUUAAAGGUUUGUCCAUGUCCAGUAUCAAUAUCGCUGUCACCAAUAUUCACGAACAGCAGGAAUGUGAACAAGAUGGGACAAACAAAGUGAAGAAAAUCGAAUUGGAAGACGACUCAUGGUGGUCGAUUUUUAAGCGGAAGAUUGCGUGGCCAUUCAAAUUGUUCAAAUUUAAACAUUAAAUUAAGUUCAAUUCCUU
This is a messenger RNA of Bradysia coprophila, 541 nucleotides long. RefSeq lists its product as uncharacterized. NCBI's taxonomy places the organism in Eukaryota, Metazoa, Arthropoda, Insecta, Diptera, Sciaridae. The record is from RefSeq and is a predicted model, not a curated record.